UGUUGACUGGUGUUAAUAGUGGUUUCACCAAGGAAAUGAAUUGAGGUAAUGGGCUGACUGAAGUUAGACACAACUAAAUGCUAAUGUAAUGGGAAGCUGACGCACUGUAACGCGUAAUUUAUAGAGUAGGCCUAAAUGUUCAGGUCAUUUGUAUCGUUUGGGCCUCGUAAUCGUUCUAUAGGAGCAGCCGCCAAAAGCCAGGUGGUCACAAACUGUAAGAACACUGUUCAAGGUUUUAAGCGAUUACAUGGCAGGGCCUUCAGUGACCCGUAUGUCCAGUCGGCAAAGUCCAGCCUUGUCUACGAUCUCGCUCAGAUGCCAACGGGGACCACUGGCAUUAAGGUCAUGUAUAUGGAGGAGGAGAAGGUGUUCAGCAUCGAACAGGUCACUGCCAUGCUGCUGACCAAGCUGAAAGAGACCGCUGAAGCAGCACUCAAGAAACCUGUGGCAGACUGUGUCAUAUCUGUGCCCAGCUUCUAUACUGAUGCAGAGCGAAGAUCAGUCAUGGAUGCUGCUCAGAUCGCCGGCCUAAACUGUCUAAGACUCAUGAAUGACACUACAGCAGUUGCGCUGGCAUAUGGGAUCUACAAGCAGGAUCUGCCUGCCCCUGAAGAAAAGCCCAGGACUGUGGUUUUUGUUGAUGUUGGCCAUGCAAGUUACCAGGUCUCUGCAUGUGCCUUUAACAAGGGAAAGUUAAAGGUUCUGGGUUCUGCAUUUGACCAUGAGCUGGGCGGUAAAGACUUUGACGAGGUGCUGGUCAGUUACUUCUGUGAGGAAUUCGGCCAGAAGUACAAGCUGGACGUGCGCUCGAAGCCCCGUGCUCUGGUGCGACUCUACCAGGAGUGCGAGAAGCUGAAAAAACUCAUGAGUGCCAACUCCUCUGACCUGCCACUCAACAUUGAAUGCUUCAUGAAUGACAUUGACGUAACCGGGACACUCAACAGAGCCAAGUUUGAGGAGCUCAGCGCAGGGCUGUUGGCCAAGGUGGAGGGUCCCCUGCGCAGCGUCAUGGAACAGACCAAGCUGAAGAAAGAGGACAUCUACGCUGUGGAGAUCAUAGGCGGUGCCUCCAGGAUUCCAGCCAUUAAAGAGCGAAUCAGCAAAUUCUUUGGGAAGGAGUUGAGCACUACACUGAAUGCGGAUGAGGCUGUGGCAAGAGGAUGUGCACUGCAGUGUGCUAUUCUGUCACCCGCCUUUAAAGUGCGUGAGUUUUUCAUCACAGAUGUGGUCCCAUACCCAAUCUCUCUAAAAUGGACGUCAGUGGCUGAUGAAGGCAUAAGUGAUUGUGAAGUAUUCCAAAAGAAUCAUGCAGCACCCUUCUCUAAAGUGUUGACUUUCUACCGGAGGGAGCCUUUCACUUUGGAGGCCUACUACAACAAUCCAAAAGAGCUGCCAUAUCCCAAUCCUAACAUAGGCCAGUUCAACAUCCAGAAGGUGGUGCCUCAGCCAUCAGGUGAGAGCUCUAAGGUGAAGGUGAAGGUACGUGUGAAUGUGCACGGGGUCUUCAGCGUGUCCAGCGCCUCCCUGGUGGAGGUCCUAAAAUCUGCUGAAGGAGAAGAGCCCAUGGAGACAGAGACUCCUGCCAAGGGGGACGAGAACAAGAUGCAAGUGGAUCAAGAAGUACAGAAGGCUCAAGCUGAUGAUCAGAAAGAAAAUGCUGACAAGAAAUCAGACACUGAAGACAUGGAGACUUCAACAGAAGACAAACAGGGGGAGAAGAAGAACGACCAGCCUCCACAAGCCAAGAAAGCCAAAGUAAAGACAAAGUCAGUGGAGCUGCCCAUCGAGAACAGCCUGCACUGGCAGCUGGCCAAUGACAUGCUCAAUCUGUUUGUGGAGAAUGAGGGGAAGAUGAUUAUGCAGGACAAGCUGGAGAAAGAAAGGAAUGAUGCCAAGAACUGUGUGGAGGAGUAUGUUUAUGAAAUGAGAGACAAACUGCAUGGAGUGCUGGAGAACUUUGUCAAUGAGACUAACAGAGAUUCCUUCUCCAUAAAACUGGAGGACACAGAAAACUGGUUAUAUGAAGAAGGAGAGGACCAGCAGAAGCAAGUGUAUGUUGAUAAACUGGCAGAGUUGAAGAAACUGGGCGAGCCUAUUCUGAGCCGAUAUAUUGAGGCUGAAGAGCGACCAAAAGCUUUUGAGGAGCUUGGAAGGCAAAUUCAGCUGUACAUGAAAGUCGUAGUGGCUUAUAAGGCCAAGGAUGAGCUGUAUGAUCAUUUAGAAGAGCUGGAGGUCAUGAAAGUGGAGAAGCAGGUGAAUGAAGCUAUGACCUGGAUGAACAACAAAAUGAACCUGCAGAGCAAACAGAUUCUCAGCCAGGAUCCUGUGGUCAGAACACAAGAGAUUCAGGCCAAAACAAAGGAGCUGUAUUCUGCUUGCAAUCAUAUUGUCACCAAACCUAAGCCCAAAGUGGAGCCUCCCAAGGAGGAGAAGGCUGCCGAACAGAAUGGCCCUGUUAAUGGACAGGAGGGCCCAGAGGCCCAUGUGGGCAACCCAGAGAAGGGCCAAGCCAGCCCAGAAAUCACAGAUGCCAAGCUUCCUGAAAUGGACAUUGACUAAGUUAGCUUGGCCCUCUCCACCCCAGCCUCCAGCCUCUCUCAUGCCUCUUAAAUGCUUCUGGGUUUGGAUUAAAAAAAACAAACAAAAACAGAAGCAUUCAAUCAAAAAGCAUCUCAACCUGAUUGAUGCAUGUUUGCUUCCUUCUAUUUUGCUGUUUAAAAAGAUACAUUGACAUCCAAUGGGCAGUUUUCCCCAUCUUUUGUCAGUUUUCUUCAAGUUGGAAAAAAAAAAAAAAAAACAUGUUACAGGAUGAAAACCUGGUCUUUAUUGCUUUUCAAACUUCUACAGGAUGGACUUGGAGAACUACUUAUCUUGAAACCACUAUAUAUAUAUUAUGUGUCUUAUGUCCUACUUUUUGCGUUUAUUGGUUUUGAAGAUUUCAUUCUUCUAUAUUAACUUAACAUGGUUUUUAUUUUGAUCUGAAAAUCCAUAAUUGUUUCCCAAACACCAGAUUUUUGCAAAGAAGCACUAAAACAGAGGAAGAAGAACUGAAUGAUAGCAGACAGAAGAGUUCUAGAGACAGAGGCGUAAACUGCACUGUACGCUGAAUUAGUUGAGUUAUUGUUAUGUAGUAUUUCAAUGGAAAAGGUGCAUCGUUUUGUGGCUAUGGCCUGUGUGUGGUCUCUGGUGUGUAGACCUGGAGUUUCUGUUUUUGUUUCUUUUUCUACUCCGCAACCAGUGUGAAUGAUGGAAACUAAUUUUGUGUCCAUUCCAGUUACAAAUGAUGAUGGUAAUUAUAUAAUAAACAGUUCAUUUUGGUAUACAAAAUGAAGAAUUUAUAAAAAUGUU
Messenger RNA from Myxocyprinus asiaticus (Chinese sucker), 3348 nucleotides. RefSeq names its product heat shock 70 kDa protein 4-like. The transcript has 19 exons. Gene Ontology annotation, cellular component: cytosol; nucleus. Gene Ontology annotation, molecular function: ATP-dependent protein folding chaperone; ATP binding. NCBI's taxonomy places the organism in Eukaryota, Metazoa, Chordata, Actinopteri, Cypriniformes, Catostomidae. Gene Ontology annotation, biological process: protein folding. The coding region runs from base 136 to 2559 and encodes 807 amino acids. The record is from RefSeq and is a predicted model, not a curated record.